This is a messenger RNA of Blastocystis hominis, 309 nucleotides long. RefSeq lists its product as hypothetical. Gene Ontology annotation, biological process: regulation of mitotic cell cycle. Gene Ontology annotation, cellular component: SCF ubiquitin ligase complex; cyclin-dependent protein kinase holoenzyme complex. Gene Ontology annotation, molecular function: histone binding; protein kinase binding; ubiquitin binding. The coding region runs from base 1 to 309 and encodes 102 amino acids. The record is from RefSeq and is a predicted model, not a curated record. The transcript has 3 exons. Lineage: Eukaryota; Bigyra; Opalinata; Blastocystidae.
AUGAGUCAAAUUGUGUAUCAAUAUGGAAAGCCAUUCAAUGAUGAAGAAUACGAGUACAGACAAGUGAUAAUCAAAAAGGAAGCCGUGGGGUUGAUUCCCAAGGGGAAACUAAUGAGUGAAAGAGAGUGGAGAAGUCUGGGAAUCCAGAUGAGUCUAGGGUGGGAACAUUACCUGGAAUAUAAGCCAGAGUCGAAUGUGUUGCUGUUUCGAAGACCCCUAGGCACGGAUGGAACCACAGGACUGGUAAAUGUGGAAAAGGCAAAUAUGUUGAAGCGCCAAUUUCGAAAGGAAUACGGCUUAGAGGACUAA